AUGUUCCACACCAAACCAUGGUUCGAAGCAGAUAAGAGUGCACACGGCUACGAUGGCCCACUCCACGCUGAGCCGCACGAUCUGGCGAGAAUAUCUGAACGAGUGCUAAAAUCGUUGGAAUCGAAAGGACUACCACUUGUUCACGACAUGCUUACGAAUGGCGAAACACACAUGGCUGCGGCCAUGCACCACGCACAGUUAUGA
This is a messenger RNA of Exophiala aquamarina CBS 119918, 204 nucleotides long. RefSeq lists its product as uncharacterized. NCBI's taxonomy places the organism in Eukaryota, Fungi, Ascomycota, Eurotiomycetes, Chaetothyriales, Herpotrichiellaceae. The transcript has a single exon. The record is from RefSeq and is a predicted model, not a curated record. Bases 1 to 204 code for a protein of 67 amino acids.